Messenger RNA from Acanthosepion pharaonis, 2487 nucleotides. The record is from the annotation of a GenBank genome assembly. NCBI's taxonomy places the organism in Eukaryota, Metazoa, Mollusca, Cephalopoda, Sepiida, Sepiidae.
AUGGGUGCUGGCAAUAGGGGAUCAUCAUUUGUCACUCUAGGCUGGUUUCUCUUGGGACUUUCUUUGGGUGGAGUGGGGACUGGUUUCUUGUCCUUCUUGUCUCUCCCUUUCCACUCUCAGCCCCCUUUUUCUCCGGAUAAUUCUUUCUUAAGAAUUUUGGAAAUAUGUAGUAAACCAAUUCCUGUGGGAGUUCCUUGUCCUUUUCCAAGAAAUCUAAUUUCUGUGUUGAAUGUUGAAGGUGCUUACAUUUUUCUCCAUAAAAGGGCUGUCGUCCUCAUCAUUUUAAAGUUUUUGUUCCUUUCCUCACAUGUAAAGCUGAAUUUGUUUUAUGUUUCCUUCAUUCAUCAUUUUGGUCAUUUGCAUGUUGGUACUAUUAUCCAAGUGCAUAAUGUACACUUAAAAGAAUAUUCUGAGGUGCCAAAAAUUCAACUUCUUUGCUGCAUGAAAAACUGUAUUUUAAAAUUUUCACUUUCUAAUACUUUGCCUGUGCUUUUGAAUGUCAACCGGGCUCAAGAGAUGGCAUUUUCUCAUUCUACAAAUAUCAACUGGAUACUUGAUGUGAAAAACUGGCUAAUCAGCAAUUCCAGCCUUUUGGGACUCAAGCAGCAAGAACAUAUAGAGAAUAUUUGGAAUUCUUUUCUACAAUCAACUGUGAACGAGAAGACAGAAAUAGCAGUGGCAUCUCAGCGUAAUUUGUUUCAGGAAUUUUUCUCUUCAAAUCACAAAUGUCCUAUUACCAUUGAAAGAAGUGAUGCUCAUGUUGAACAGUCUUUUCCUUCACUUGUAUGUCCUUCAAAUUUGUUGGAAGAUUUUUCAAGUUUGAUACUACAGCUGAAGCAACAAUACAUGACUACAAAUAUAGAAGAAAACUUUUGGGAACUACUUGUAAAAAUGACCCAAAACACAAAAAUGCUUAUUGGUUAUGUGGGUGUAUCUUCUGUUACUGGGCGCCUAUGUAAUGCUUUUCAACUGCCUGCAAAAGAUGUCUUCAGAUAUGUGACCAAAUUCCCAAAAUCUGAAGACUUACAGUAUACAACUUUAAACCUGGAAAAAAUUUGUGAGAAAGAGAAUAAUACACUUGAUAGCAAACUUUACAAGAGAGUGGUAUUGAUGUUUGAAAAUACACUUGCUCAAUGGUAUGAUCUUUUACAGAAUGUUGGCAAUUGUUAUAUGUUAGUGGUGAGAGAAAAUAAUCUUGAAGCAUUCACAUCCUUUCACUCAGCAUCUCUUGUUAAAGCACUUCAAAAUUCCAAUAGUAAAUAUCCUGUGCAAAUGCCACAGAAUGCAAUUGUUCAAGAACUAUCGGAUUGGCAUUUAACUACAAUCUAUAAAACACAGUACAUCUCUCUACUGAAUUUAAAGAAGUUAGUUUCCACAAAAAUGUCUUGUCAUAAUUCUCCUGCUUAUUCUGUAUCUGAUAUAAUUUCUCCCAGUCUUUCAGAAAAUAUUGUCAGCUUGCUACCAACAAAAAUUUUGAGUCGAACUCAUCCUGAAAAUAUGUAUGCAACAUAUGGUUCCAGUGACUUUCCUAUAAAUGACUAUGACACAGAACUUGAGUUAUCAACUUUGGGUUGUAACAGUAUAAAAUUAGUUCUUCAAGAUAUCAAAUCACAUGAAGAAUUGGUGCUCUUCAUGAAUCUAGAGAAUACAUCAUACCCCUUGGGACUUCUUGAUGGUGCUGUUGUAGAAUUCCAUCUUCUGCAAAGAAUGAUAUCUCAGAAAAAUAAAAUCUACUGCAAGUUCAUUGCCAUUUCCAGUGUUCGUGUUUUGGCAGCAUCACACAAUGGCAAUGCAGAGUCUAGGUUUCACAGUCAUUUCCCUGAUAAGGACAUUGCACUGAACCAGAUGUCUAGAGAAAGUGGCAAAGACGAAUGGGGUAUACUGUCAUUGAUGUUAAGUGACUUUUACUCUGACAGAAAUCAUUUAUGGACACAGGCUUUUGUUGCACAAGUAAACUUACUUACUGUGAAGACAGUAUGCACUAAGUGCAGUUGUCUCAGCUCCUGCCAUAGAUGUUCAAACAAGACCUGUAACAAUACACAAUUCUAUGUGUCUGUUUAUGGGGGUCUUUUACUUGAUGAUGGCACCUCUAUGGUUUGUGCUUGCACUUGGCAGGAGGAAUUACUCCUUCAGAUCCUUGAUUUGUCUAUGACCCAGUGGAAGGAUCUUGUGGAUUUGAUCCAUUCCAAGGGGGGGAAAUUUUGUUUGGAAUCAAAAGGUAAUCGCAUUUUUCCUGAUAUCACAAAUGUGGAAACUAGUGUCCAUCACUUCGUUACUCUGCUUUGUGACAAUCCAUUGGUCAAACGAAAAUGGUGGAUAAAGUUGAAACGAAAGACACCUUUUGCAGCACUGACAUAUGAAAAACGAUUUCCUUGCUGUGAAAUUGGAUUUGUAGUAGGUAAAAUCAAAACCAAAUGUUUACCAUUCCUGCAAGUGGAAAUUCUAUCCAUUCAAGAAGAUCCACCAUUCGACAUUUUAUCAAUUUAA